Messenger RNA from Symbiodinium sp. CCMP2456, 291 nucleotides. The record is from the annotation of a GenBank genome assembly. Lineage: Eukaryota; Dinophyceae; Suessiales; Symbiodiniaceae.
AUGGUCCGGCUUUCCAAGCUCCUCGUGGCGGGCUCCCUGCUGGGCAACGUGCUCGCCGACACAGGCAAUCUCGGCCAGCUCUGCGGUGCCGACGAAGCUGCUUGCUCUUGCAACUGGGCCGGCGACUCCGAAAGCAUGAACACUUCGACGAAGUCGCUGCGGAGUGGCACUGUCACUGUGGAGGCCACCGCACCAACACUGGUGGAGGCGGAGCGCAAGAAGGAGAAGGGCGUUCGCGGCCGUGGUCCAUCCAUGAAGGUGAUGCGGGCCCAGCGCGCUGACAGCACGUAG